Molecule: messenger RNA, 420 nt
Organism: Metarhizium robertsii ARSEF 23
Lineage: Eukaryota; Fungi; Ascomycota; Sordariomycetes; Hypocreales; Clavicipitaceae
Exons: 1
Coding region: 1-420 (139 amino acids)
Source: RefSeq, a predicted model, not a curated record
AUGAAGUUCCUCAAAGCAGUGGGUGUUGCCAUCAUUUACGCUCAGGGAGCGCUCUCCAUGCCAGCGAGUGCCGAAGAGGACUGCGGAUCGCUUGGAGUCAUGAGGGUUGACGAGGCCAAGCUCCCAGAGGGCGUGGACGCCUCCCAGGUCCGCAAGUGCCUCGGUCACCCGGAAGGACACGGGACCGACCAUAGUGGGAAAGCUCUAUUCGCGCGCGAGUGUGAGUUUAGAUGGGCUUGGGGAUGUAGCCGUGGUGGCUACUGCUGGAAAUCCUGUGACCCGGACAACAACGGAAAAUGGUGCUGGACUGCUGAAGCCUCAGGCCUCGGCCCGUGGAUUCGGUGCUCGUCUUACAAAGACUGCGAGAGGAGUAUGGCUUGUGGCGAAGGGGGUUGCGACGAGUGUGGAUGUGGCUGCUAG